Messenger RNA from Galendromus occidentalis (western predatory mite), 1142 nucleotides. RefSeq lists its product as uncharacterized. The transcript has a single exon. The record is from RefSeq and is a predicted model, not a curated record. The annotation marks the transcript as partial. NCBI's taxonomy places the organism in Eukaryota, Metazoa, Arthropoda, Arachnida, Mesostigmata, Phytoseiidae.
AUGAACCUGUCCGAGAAAUGCAGAGGAAGGAUCACCCGAACGCAGGGCGGCCAUUCAUCCGCGAUCGACUAUGUACUGUGCAACGCCUCGGCAUAUAGAGAGGUAUCCAGCAUGAACAUAGACGAAGAAAAAGAAAUCCUUUCUUGGAGCGAUCAUAACCUCAUCACUGUCAAUAUAGGCGGAAAGAGGAACAUUGAACGACCAAGGAAGGUGCGAGUGAGGAUAUUAAGGGAGAUAAAAGCGGCAGAAGAAGCGUCAGAGAACAUAAAAAACCUAAUCAGAUCAAGAGGAUCGGUUAGUUAUGGUAACCUGAUAAACACCCUCCAAACCGCAAUAGCCCAUAAUACGAAACUCAUCCACCUAAACACGAACAAAAAAAUGCUGGUGCCUGAAAUAUCGCGACUGACGAGCAAGAGGCGAGCGUUGAAUCGUGAAUGGAGACGAGCGAGACACGCCGGAGUGGGCGUAGACGAGGCGAGACAGCGAUACAGAACUGCACAAGACGCAGUACGUGCCGAGGUAGCCAGACAGCUCCACCUCCGAGAUCGGAAAAUGUACGAUCAGAUUAUGAAUGCGCCCAGACAAGCCAGAUCCCGGGCCUUCUGGGAAUACGCAAGAAAAACAGAGAGAAAGGACCCAGCAAGGCUACGAGUAGUAAAUGAGAAUGGCCACGAAAUCCAAUCCUUGGAAAUGACGGCUCAUCUCACUCGAGUAGCGACGACCCUGUUGGAUGCAGACGGCAACACAGAGCCGCCUAUGCAUAAUCUUCUCUCUAGACCGCCGGUUAAUUUGGUCACAACGGGCGCGGAGAUUGGAACCACUUUGGUGAAAAUCUCCGAACACUCCGCCAAAGGACCAGACGAAAUACCGGCAAAGAUCCUCAAAGCACUGGAUGAUACUGGAUAUGAAUACAUAUCGGAAAUAUUCAACCAGAUCCUCAGGGGCACACAUGAAUUGCCGGCGGGGUGGAGGAAAGGGAGAGUCGCUCUACUUGAAAAACCGAACUCGGUUAAGGGCGAUCUCACCACUUACAGACCGAUCUGUGUAUCGGACGUCCUGUACAGAGUUUUCACAAGAAUUUUGGGGAAACACAUACAACAAUGGGCGGAAGAUACGGAACAGCUCUCGGAGAUGCAGAAUGG